UUCUAGAAAUGGCUCCUCAAGAAAUAUUUUCUGUUCUCCUACUCUGCACUUUGGUGACUUUAAUCCAAAGUGAUCCAGUCAUUAUCACCAAAACUAUCGAAGAACUUGCAGGAUUAUCUGAGGAUGGAAAUCAACUGAAUCAAACCACAACUACAAGGCGACCAAUGAAUAAUGGCUCUAGGAUUUUUGGGGGAGCACAAGCUAACAUUCUAAAUUUCCCUUAUCAGGUCUCCAUGAGACAUAAUGGUGGCCACCGUUGUGGAGGAUCCAUAAUUUCAUCCAGAUUUGUACUAACUGCUGCCCAUUGCAUUAUCCCAGGAUUCCCGAUAAAUCAAGUGAGUGUGCGAGCUGGCACUACCUCAAUGAAUGGUGGAAAUGCCGUCGUCCGAAAUGCCAUUCGAAUUUUUGUGCAUCCGUCUUGGAACAGUGACACCCUUGCCUAUGACGUUGCGCUCAUUGAAAUAUCCACGCCGUUCAUUUGGACGUCUACUGUUAGAACAAUUGGACUUCCUCCUUAUGAAUACAUCGUCCCUAGCAAUACCAUGGCGCUUAUUUCUGGAUGGGGUCAGACGGAAUCGGGACAAGCACCUUCUGAGCUCCUGUAUGCAAGAAUUCCAAUGCUCAGCGCUCAACAAUGCAAUACACGUUGGUCUUUCUCUGAAAGUAUGGUUUGUGCAGGAACAGGAUCACCCUCUGUCUGCUUUGGUGAUUCUGGCGGACCAUUGGUGGCUAAUGGCGUGCAAGUUGGCAUCAACUCUUUUGUAAUCGGUGGUUGCAACAGUGGAUACCCCAAUGGAUUUGCUAGAGUGGCACAAUGGAACAUCAUCAAUUGGAUUCAUGCUCGAAUUAAUAGUGCAUAAAACCAUUUUUUUUUUAAAUCCAUGUUAAUACAGUUUAGCAGGUGUUGGGAUCCUAGCAAUUUCAACUUUUUAAAUGUUUUAAUCAAAUAUUUUUCAUAGAACUAUGUUACUAAAAAAAAAUGCAUACUUAUUAAGAACUGAAAGAAAUAUACUUCUUUUACCUGUUAAUUAUUGUAUCUUACUGUUAGAUAAUUAUGAAAAUGUAUUCUGUAUCCAAAAAUAAAUAAAUUUGCAAGUAUUUAGAAC
Messenger RNA from Neocloeon triangulifer, 1106 nucleotides. RefSeq names its product trypsin-7-like. Lineage: Eukaryota; Metazoa; Arthropoda; Insecta; Ephemeroptera; Baetidae. Bases 9 to 860 code for a protein of 283 amino acids. The transcript is spliced from 7 exons. The record is from RefSeq and is a predicted model, not a curated record. Gene Ontology annotation, molecular function: serine-type endopeptidase activity. Gene Ontology annotation, biological process: proteolysis.